Racocetra fulgida is the source of this 231-nucleotide messenger RNA. The record is from the annotation of a GenBank genome assembly. Lineage: Eukaryota; Fungi; Glomeromycota; Glomeromycetes; Diversisporales; Gigasporaceae.
AUGUCACGCUCAGAUGGGUUAGAAAAAUACUCUAAAUGGUUAAAAAAGGAAGUGGAAAAUGGUAAUAUAUUCUUUUAUAAUUAUUCACUGUUCAGCGAUAUUGAAGCUAUUGGAAGCGGCGGGUUUGGACUUAUUAGUUCGGCUGACUAUGAUGGAGAAAAAGUCGCAUUAAAAAACCUCAAAACCAAAGAAGCAACUAAAGACUUCGUUAAUGAGGUAAUGAAUUUUUAG